Molecule: messenger RNA, 4834 nt
Organism: Cervus elaphus (red deer)
Lineage: Eukaryota; Metazoa; Chordata; Mammalia; Artiodactyla; Cervidae
Gene: HCFC2
Product: host cell factor C2
Exons: 15
Coding region: 556-2934 (792 amino acids)
Biological process (GO): regulation of DNA-templated transcription; chromatin remodeling
Cellular component (GO): histone methyltransferase complex
Molecular function (GO): transcription coactivator activity; protein binding
Source: RefSeq, a predicted model, not a curated record
CCCUCGAGGCGCCUGGGCACGCGUGUCACGCCCUCUGCGGAGACCGACUUUCCUCUCCUCUCGACCCGCUCCCGGCACUUCAAAACCUCCAAGCGAGCUUUUCUCUUGGUGUGCUGUCAUUGUUUAAAGGGUCUGACUCGCCUGCACAUCCUAGAUGCUCAAUUAAAGUGACCGUAAAGGGAGACGCUCUCUCUUCUGCAAACACAGAACUGGAGGUACUGGGUGGGGAGGGGAGACUGGUCAGCAGGAAAUCUCCUUGCAUCCUAAAAUCCGUUGACCCGAGUGCCAAGACCAGCCACGUCGCCCGGGGGUAGGGGCCGGACUCCCUUCCAAGACCUCCACCCCUCCGCCCCUCCCCUCUCUGCUCCGCUUCUCACAGCCUUCCAGCCUCGCCCUGGACCCCCGCGGUCACGUGACCAGCAUCCCCACCUUGGGGUACACCCCCCCACCCCCGCCCCACGCGCACAGCUGGAGGCCGGUCCCCGCCCUCCCCCGGGAGCAGCGGCGCCGGAGCGGGCGCGGUGCAUUGUGGGCAGAGGGGCGGGGGUUGGGAAGAUGGCGGCUCCCAGCCUCCUGAACUGGAGGCGGGUUUCCUCCUUCACGGGGCCGGUUCCCCGCGCCCGGCACGGACACCGAGCGGUGGCCAUCCGGGAGCUGAUGAUCAUCUUUGGCGGGGGCAACGAAGGCAUCGCGGACGAGCUGCACGUCUACAACACCGUUACAAAUCAGUGGUUUCUACCAGCUGUUAGAGGAGACAUCCCCCCAGGCUGCGCUGCGCAUGGAUUUGUCUGUGAUGGCACCAGAAUAUUAGUGUUUGGGGGAAUGGUUGAAUAUGGAAGAUACAGCAACGAGUUAUAUGAGUUACAAGCAAGUCGUUGGUUAUGGAAAAAAGUGAAACCCCAUCCCCCUUCUUCUGGUUCACCUCCUUGUCCUCGGCUGGGACAUAGCUUCUCUUUAUAUGGUAACAAAUGCUAUUUAUUUGGUGGACUGGCAAAUGAAAGUGAAGAUUCAAACAAUAAUGUUCCCAGAUAUUUAAAUGACUUCUAUGAGUUGGAGCUACAGCAUGGUUCUGGUGUUGUGGGUUGGAGCAUUCCAGUGACUAAGGGGAUUGUGCCUUCGCCAAGAGAAUCCCACACAGCUGUUAUAUAUUGCAAAAGAGAUUCUGGAAGUCCUAAAAUGUAUGUUUUUGGUGGAAUGUGUGGUGCUCGCCUGGAUGAUCUAUGGCAACUUGACUUAGAAACUAUGUCAUGGUCAAAACCAGAAACUAAAGGGACAGUACCACUUCCACGAAGCCUUCAUACAGCCAGUGUUAUAGGAAAUAAGAUGUACAUAUUUGGUGGAUGGGUUCCACAUAAGGGGGAGAAUAUUGAGACUUCACCUCAUGAUUGUGAAUGGAGGUGUACUAGUUCAUUUUCUUACCUGAAUCUUGAUACAGCAGAAUGGACCACUCUAGUAUCAGAUUCUCAGGAAGAUAAAAAAAAUUCAAGACCAAGACCAAGAGCUGGACACUGUGCUGUUGCAAUUGGCACUCGAUUAUAUUUUUGGAGUGGAAGAGAUGGCUACAAAAAAGCACUGAAUAGUCAAGUUUGCUGCAAGGAUCUUUGGUAUCUUGAUACUGAGAAACCACCGGCACCAUCACAAGUACAGCUGAUCAAAGCCACCACCAACUCUUUCCACGUCAAAUGGGAUGAAGUGCCGACAGUCGAGGGCUACCUUUUGCAGCUGAACACGGACUUGCCGUAUCAAGCCGCAUCAUCAGAUUCCUCAGCAUCGCCAAACAUGCAAGGAGUCAGGAUGGACCCUCACAGACAAGGCAGUAAUAGCAUCAUUCCUAACAGUAUCAGUGAAAUAGUGAACAGUGUAAAAUCUGAACAUACAGCCAUGAAAGGAACUUCAGUGAAAAACAAACCAGAUCUCAAAGCAUCAACUGAUUCUAAUGCCUCUUCACAUUCAUCUUUGGCAGCUAAUGCUUCUAAUCAUAAUAGUUGUAUGGUGGAUAUGCUAAGGAAAAAUGAAGGUCCUCACACUUCAGCAGAUAUAGGUGUUCUAAGUAGUUGCCUGGACUUAAGAACAGUAAUCCCUGAAACUUCUGUAUCCAGUACUGUUUCCAGCGCACAAACUAUGGUAACCCAGCAGACCAUUAAAACUGAAUCAUCCAGUACAAAUGGGGCAGUUGUUAAAGAUGAAACUUCACUAACAACAUUCAGUACCAAAGCUGAAGUUGAUGAAACGUGUGCACUGCCUGCAACUAAGAUAAGCCGUGUGGAGGCACAUGCUGCCAUGGUGCCGUUUUCUAAAGAGACUCCUUCAAAUCCAGUGGCCAUGAUGAAAGCAGGAGAACGACAGUGGUGUGACGUAGGAAUUUUUAAAAAUAAUACAGCUUUGGUGAGCCAGUUUUAUUUGCUGCCAAAAGGGAAGCAAAGCAUUUCAAAGAUAGGAAAUGCAGACGUACCUGACUACAGUUUACUUAAGAAACAAGAUCUUGUUCCAGGCACAGGAUACAGAUUCAGGGUUGCUGCCAUCAAUGGUUGUGGAAUAGGCCCUUUCAGCAAAAUCAGUGAAUUUAAAACUUGUAUUCCCGGUUUUCCUGGAGCUCCUUCUGCAGUCAGAAUUUCAAAGAAUGUCGAGGGCAUCCAUCUUUCCUGGGAACCUCCAACUUCACCUUCUGGAAAUAUUUUGGAAUAUUCAGCCUACUUGGCUAUCCGCACAGCACAAAUACAAGAUAAUCCAAGUCAACUUGUGUUUAUGAGGAUUUAUUGUGGUCUUAAGACAUCAUGUAUAGUAACUGCUGGGCAGCUUGCAAAUGCACAUAUUGAUUAUACAUCCAGGCCUGCCAUUGUGUUCAGGAUAUCAGCAAAGAAUGAAAAGGGAUAUGGACCAGCUACACAAGUUCGAUGGCUUCAAGGUAACAAUAAAAAAGCACCUUUAAAUUGAUUUUCUUUCUUUCUUUCUUUUUUUUUUUUUUUUUUACUGAAGCUAUUGUGAUGAUUAUUUAUUAGUAACUGGUUUUGGAGAUUUGUCAUUUAAAAGAGUAUUCUCUGACUGUAUUUCUAGCAGUUAUGAAUUUGAGUUUGUAAGUUGUUCUUAAAAUGUAUUUGCUCAAUUCUAGAUCCAAAUAAAAGUAGAAAAGAAGCAAAGCCUCUCUGAAAAUCAGUAUAUGAAUUCUUCCCUACAGUUAUAGCUCUAUUAUAAAGAAAAAUAGUAAAAUUAAGAUAAAAGCUAGAAAGCUUUAUUACCCCAAUAUCUUUUAUAAAGGCCAUGUAACUCAGUCAUCCUAGAGUUACUGAGAUGAUUCUAGUAACUGGCUGUUGUACACUGUGCUGUCUUAUAUGGUAAAUGUUCCCUACCCUGAAAAGGUCAAGUCUUGGAGUACUCCCUCUCACUUUAUUCUAUAUGAGCAGUGGUCCUCUAGCAACUAUCUUCUACUGGAUAAUAUUUGUAAUACUGAUUUUAGUAGCCAUUUGAUUCAUUUCUUUGUUUAUCUACAGUUAGCACAGAGCUUAAGAAGUUAAAAAAAGAAGCAAGUUCAGAAACUCUGCUUUGGAAUUUUUAUCAUUUUCCAAGAAUCAUGGCAACAUACAAAAAGAUUAGUGGGUUUUCUUGAUUCAUACCAGGUUAAUAUAUUGGAAUAUAUUUUUGGCCAAAGCACUUACCUGGCCCUCAGUUUCCUGAUUAAUAGAUGAGGGAGUUAAAAAAAAGUUUACCUUUAAGGUCCCUUUCAGCACUUAAAUUCAGUAUGUUUAUUAGAAGUGAAGUUUAUCCCUAAAUAUUUUAACAUCUGUCUUAAUGGAUCUAAUUUUGCUUUUGCUGAAAUUAAAAUGUUCAUAAUUUAAAAUUCAGAGUUUUAUGUUCUCCUUAUCACAGAAAGAAGCACCUUAACAGGACAUGAGUUUUGAAAUAGUGUUUUAAACAUUUGUAAGAUUUUUGUAAAUGCUCUAAAUGUUUUAUUUUUGCAUUGUUUUUACCUUGAAAUUGUAUAAACUUUUUUACAACUGAAAUAUAAGCAUUAGGCAGCUUCCUCAGGUUCCAUUAUAACCUUAAAGAUAACAUAGGCAUUAUAUUAUAUUCAUAUACAUAUACAGGUGACUUAUUUUAAACCUUUUAGGAAUUUCAUGGUUCCACUGCCUAUUUGAAUCCAGAAUAAAUAUAUAGAGCAAUAAUUGCAGAAAAGACAUUUCAGACCAAGCUGCAGUAACUGCAGGAGGACAGGUCUGUCCUUUUUAUACCUUGUAACCUUUUGCCAGUUGCGGUUGACUGAGUAGCUAUGUCCUCAGACUUCAUGUAUAAUACUCCCAGCAAAGGUGGAAUUAAUUGUGCAGAACUGAUGUGUGUGUGUGUUCCAGUUACUAAUUUAAAGUGUAUAGAAUAUUUUAAUAUAUAAUUUUUGUAAAGAACUGGGAUUUUUGUACUACAGUAUUUGUAAUUAAUGUGUCUUCACUAAUUAAGUUUCUCUUGAAGAAAAUAUGCAAACUGUUAGACACGUAUUGAGAGAUUUCCAAACUCUAAAGGUAAAAUAAAUGCACUACUGUGGUGUUGUUAGCAUACCUUUUUUGUGGCUAUAUGAAUCCGUGAUCUCUAAAUGUGUACUUUACAGACAGUGUUUACAAGGAGCUGCUCUGGUUUGUUAGCCCAGCACCUGCCUUGGUGAGAGCUUCAUUCUGCAUUUGUUUAACUCAUAUGCAUUGCUUUUGGCAUAUGCUUGCUUUUUGCACUAGUAGAAUUUUAACUUACCUCAUUAUUAUGUUUGUAAUCAUUUGUAUAGCUUCCAUAAUAUGUCUGAUAUAGGCUAAAGAAGUACUUAACCAAAGUUAAAAUAAAUGGUAAGCAAUUUUGC